This is a messenger RNA of Prunus armeniaca (apricot), 954 nucleotides long. The record is from the annotation of a GenBank genome assembly. Lineage: Eukaryota; Viridiplantae; Streptophyta; Magnoliopsida; Rosales; Rosaceae.
AUGGCGGGCUACAAUGAGUCAUUGUCUACAACCUCAGCCCCAACUGCUUCUCGCUACGUCCACCAGCUCUUCCACCCCGACCUCCACCUCCAAGUUCAUCAACAACAACUACACCACCAUCAUCAACAACAACAGUCCUCCGAUUCCCACCACCAAGACGACCAAGAUCACAACAAUAACAAGAUAAUCGAAUCCUCCGACACCGCCGCCACCAGUUCCGGCGGAGGAGGCGACGGAGGUGGUGGAAGUGGAAGUGGGGGUCCCACACGCCGCCCCAGAGGCCGCCCUGCAGGCUCCAAGAACAAACCCAAGCCCCCAAUCAUCGUCACGCGCGACACCCCCAACGCCCUCCGCUCGCACGUGCUGGAAAUCUCGGCUGGCGCCGACGUCAUGGAAAGCGUCUCCAUCUACGCCAGGCGGAAGGGGAGAGGCGUGUGCGUGCUGAGCGGCAGCGGCACCGUCGCCAAUGUCACGCUUCGUCAGCCUGCGGGGAGCGUGGUCACUCUUCACGGACGCUUCGAGAUACUUUCGCUCUCUGGGACGGUGCUUCCUCCUCCGGCUCCUCCAGGUGCGGGUGGACUGUCCAUAUUCUUGGCGGGCGUGCAGGGACAAGUCGUCGGGGGUUGCGUGGUGGGCCCGCUGUUGGCUUCUGGUCCAGUGGUUUUGAUGGCUGCUUCGUUUGGAAAUGCUGUGUUUGAGAGAUUGCCAUUGGAUGAUCCGGAAGAGGGUACUCCUACUGGUGGUAAUGGUGGCGGUGGAGGCUUGCAAGUGCAACAACCUACGGCGUCGCAAUCUUCGGGGGUGACUGGAGGCCUUGGUGAAGGUACUGGGGGAAAUAGCGGCGGCGGUGCUGGCCUUUUCAAUCUGGGAGGGAAUAUGGCUGCUAACUAUCCGUUUUCGGGUCCUGAUUUGUUCGGGUGGGGUGGGGGAAGUACUCCGCGGCCUCCGUUUUAG